ACUGUGGAUGAUAUAGAAAAAGAAAUAAAGGAUGUUGAUAAGGAACUUGCAAAGGUAGAAAUAGAGUUAACUAAAUGGAGAAACAAGCAACGAAUACUGCAGGAACAGAAAACUUCACUGAAAAAGUCUAUUAAUAAGUUGAAAUCUGAUUCUCUUGCUAGUGUGGACUGGGCAGGAACAAAAUAUGACUGGUCCGAAGCUGUUCAAAAGACAUUAACAGAUGUUUUUAAAAUACGCACAUUUAGACCUAAGCAGUUGAGUGCUAUUAAUUCAACUCUAUCUGGUCAACAUGCAAUUGUUGUUAUGCCAACAGGAGCUGGUAAAAGCCUGUGCUAUCAAUUGCCAGCCCUCAUCAAACCAGGUAUGACACUUGUCAUUUCCCCCUUAGUUUCCCUUAUGGAGGAUCAAGUUAGAUCAUUAACAAAACGGGAGAUUCCAGCUGCCCUAAUGACUAGUACAAGUUCAAAAGAGGAGACAUCAGCUGCUCUGAAUAUUCUAAAGGACAAAAACACUAAGAUUAAACUCCUGUAUGUAACACCUGAGAGGUUAGCUAAGAGUAAAAGAUUCAUGUCCAACUUACAGAAAUGUUUUGCUGAAGGCAGAUUACAAAGAAUUGCAAUUGAUGAAGUACACUGCUGUUCACAAUGGGGACAUGAUUUUAGGCCAGAUUAUAAGUUCUUAGGUAUAUUAGCAAAUAUGUUUCCAAAUGUUCCAAUAUUAGGUUUAACUGCUACUGCUACAGCCCAUGUAUUAAAUGAUGUACAAAAAAUUCUUAAUAUCCAAGGUUGUCUUGUCAUAAAGUCAACAUUUAAUAGACCUAAUUUAUUCUAUAAGAUUUUAGAAAAGCCAACAUCACAAGAGGAAUGUAUAAGUAUCAUUGAGAAACUAUUAAAAUAUAGAUAUAAAGAUCAAAGUGGUAUAAUAUAUACAAAUAGCAUAAAGGAUUCUGAAGAUGUUGCUUCAGGGUUGAGGAAAGUAGGGUUGAAAGUUGGAUGCUAUCAUGCCAACAUGGAAUCCGAUGCACGAUCCAAAGUGCAUAUGAAAUGGCAUGAUCAUUAUUAUCAAGCAAUUGUAGCCACUGUUGCAUUCGGGAUGGGCAUAGAUAAGCCUGAUGUUAGAUUUGUAAUACAUCAUACAAUAAGUAAGUCAAUGGAAAAUUAUUACCAAGAAAGUGGCCGAGCAGGACGGGAUGGUCUCCGGGCUGAAUGUGUUACACUAUACAGAAUGCAGGAUGUUUUUAAAGUUAGUGCAAUGGUGUUUUCAUCUGUUGGAAGCAUUGAACAUUUGUAUGGAAUGGUGAAGUAUUGUUUAAAUGGUACUCUCUGCAGAAGGCAGCUGAUAGCUCAACAUUUUGAUGAAGAUUGGGGUAAUUCUGACUGUAAUGAAAUGUGUGAUGUUUGCUCUAAUACUAACCCAAAUAUAAAGACAUUAAGUCUUGAAUCACACUGCUGUACCAUAGCUAGUAUUAUUGACAACGCUGAAAAACAAGACACUAAACUGACAGCACAGAAAAUAUUAGAUGCUUGGUACUUAAAGGGACCUGUUCCACUAAGGCAAAAGGGAAAAGAGCCGAACUUCUCUAGGAGUGUUGGAGAAGAUAUAGUGGCAUACUUAUUAGUUGAAGGGUAUCUAGUUGCCGACUUUCAUUUUACUGCUUAUUCCACAGUUGUAUAUUUAAAGAAUGGCCCAAAUAUGGAGUCUAUCAAUGAUGUAGGGUUUGAGCUUAAAAUGCCAAUCAGAAGGUAUACUGAGUUCCACUUAGAAAGACCAGCACCUAGUGAAUUUGAAAAUGAUAAAAUAGAAGAUCUUAACACAUCAAAGAAGAGGACAGCCAGCUCACAUAAAUCAUCUAAAAAACUAAAAUCCUGUGUCAUCAUCAGUGAUGACGAGGAUGUGUAAUAUGUGUUACUGAUGGCCAUAGACAAUGUAUAGUACAAGUAUUUAGUAAGUGGCUCCCCUGCGGAAAAAGUAAGACCUGCCAUAAAGCUUGCAGAUACCUGAGUUGUUUCAGUUCAGGCAGGCUUAUUUGUAAUAGCAUCAAUAAUAAAAACAUGCUUUUGAA
Molecule: messenger RNA, 2062 nt
Organism: Leptidea sinapis
Lineage: Eukaryota; Metazoa; Arthropoda; Insecta; Lepidoptera; Pieridae
Product: ATP-dependent DNA helicase Q1-like
Exons: 1
Biological process (GO): double-strand break repair via homologous recombination
Cellular component (GO): cytoplasm; chromosome
Molecular function (GO): nucleic acid binding; 3'-5' DNA helicase activity; four-way junction helicase activity
Source: RefSeq, a predicted model, not a curated record